Eimeria tenella is the source of this 3105-nucleotide messenger RNA. RefSeq lists its product as uncharacterized. The transcript has a single exon. The record is from RefSeq and is a predicted model, not a curated record. The coding region runs from base 1 to 3105 and encodes 1034 amino acids. NCBI's taxonomy places the organism in Eukaryota, Apicomplexa, Conoidasida, Eucoccidiorida, Eimeriidae.
AUGCGGCGAGAUGCUUCUCCAGGCGAGAGGCAAGCAGCAAGCAUACUGGAUCGUUUGUCUCUUUCUUUUUUCACAGUGGGGCUGGGCCUCGUUGUGUUGGCAGCAGGACUGUCAGCAAAGAAGAAAAGAUGUGGGAAGCAGCAGCGCCUUCCGCUGCAUCAGCUGACGGGCGCAGACGCGGAAGCAGCAGCAGAGCCGAACGCGGCAAGAGCAGCAGCAGCAGCAGAAAGGGCAGCAGCGGCAGCAGCAGAAAGGGCAGCAGCAGCAGCGGCAGAAAGGGCAGCAGCAGCAGCAACGGCAGCAGCAAAAGCAGCGCACGCAAAGGCACCGGAUAGUGCGCUGUCAGCACCGGCAGUGACGCCCUCAGCAAGGAUGCAAACAGGAGCAGCAGCACCAGGAGCAGCAGCAGCACAAACUGCAGCAAUUUCAGCAGCAGAAACAGGGCCAGAGCCAGAAGACACGUCGAUGCCGAUAAUAUAUGAAGUGUCUGUGGUAGCAGCAGCACGAAGAAGAGCGCCAGCAGCAAAAGCAAAGCCAGGAGAAGCCACAACAUCAACUGCAGCAGCUCCAGCAGCAACAGACACGCUGCCAGCAGCAGCAACGCAACCACCAACAGCUGCAGCAGCAGAAGACACACCAGCAGCAGCAGCAGCAACACCAGAAACGCCACCACCAGUGGCAUCACUGGCUCGAGAAGCAGCAGCGCCGACAGCAGCAGCAGCACGACUCGAAGCAGCAGCACACGUAGCAGCAACAGCACAACUAGCAGCAGCAGCACAGCUGGCAACAAUGGUAAUGGCGUCAGCAGCAGUAAACGAAGCAACAAAGCAAGCAGCAGAAGCAGCACCAGCAGCAGAUGCGGCGCUUGCAGUAGCAGCACUAGCAGCAGCAGCAGCAGCAGAAGCAGCAUCACUUGGUGCAGCAACGUCAGCAGCAGAAGCACCGCCAGCAGCAACAUCAGCAGCAGAAGCAGCAGCAACAGGAACUGCAGCACUAGCUGCGGCAGCAACAGCAGUGACAGAAGCAAUAGAGGCAGCAGCAGAAGCAGCAGCAGCAUCACAAACGGAUGAAGAGAAAGCAGCAGCAGCGUUAGCAGCGGCCGCGUUAGCAGCAGCAGCAGCAGAGAUGCCGCCAGCGGCACCUCGAGAAGCAGCAGAACCAGCAGCAGCACUGCCAGCAACAGCAAAAGACCCAGAAGCCACAGCAGCAGCAACGCCACCAGAGCGACACGCAGCAGAGGAAACACAACCAGCAGCAGCAACACAACCAACAGCAGCAGCAGCAGCAACACAACCAACAGCAGCAGCAGCAGCAACACCAGAAAUGACAGACGAAGCAGAGGCAAUACAACCAGCAGCAGCACCAGCAGCAACACCACCACUAACAGCAGCAGUAGCAGCAACACCAGCAACAACACCAGAAACGACAGACGAAGCAGAGGCAGCACAACCAGCAGCAGCAACAUCGCCAGCAGCAGCAGCAGCAGCAACACCAGCAACAACACCAGAAACGACAGACGAAGCAGAGGCAGCACAACCAGCAGCAGCAGCACCGCCACCAGGAGCAGCAGCAGCAACACCAGCAACAACACCACAAACGAAAGACGAAGCAGAGGCAGCACAACCAGCAGCAACACAACCAACAGCAGCAGCAGCAGCAACACAACCAACAGCAGUAGCAGCCCCAGCACCAGCAGCAACACCAGGAACGAUACACGGAGCAGAGGCAACACAACCAGCAGCAGCAACACAACCAACAGCAGCAGCCGCAGCAACACAACGAACAGCAGCACCAGCACCAGCAGCAACAGCAGAAACGAUGCACGGAGCAGAGGCAACACAACCAGCAGCAGCAACACAACCAACAGCAGCAGCAGCAGCAACACCAGAAACGACAGACGAAGCAGAGGCAAUACAACCAGCAGCAGCAACACAACCAACAGCAGCAGCAGCAGCAACACCAGCAGCAACACCAGAAACGACGGACGAAGCAGAGGCAAUACAAUCAGCAGCAGCAACAGAACCAACAGCAGCACCAGCGCCAGCACCAGCAGCAACACCAGAAACGACACAGGCAGCAGAGGCAACACAACCAGCAGCAGCAACACAACCAACAGCAGCAGUAGCAACACCACCAACAACAGCAGCAGCAGCAACACCAGGAACGACAGACGAAGCAGAGCCAACACAACUAGCAGCAGCAACACAACCAACAGCAGCAGCAGCAGCAACACCAGAAACGACACAGGCAGCAGAGGCAACACAACCAGCAGCAGCAACACAACCAGCAGCAGCAUCAGCAGCAACACCAGCAGCAACACCAGAAUCGGCACACGAAGCAGAGGCAACACAACCAGCAACAGCAACACAACCAGCAGCAGCAGCAGCAACAACACCACCAACAGCAGCACCAGCAGCAACACCAGCAGCGACACCAGCAGCAACACCAGAAGCGACCCACGCAGCAAAGGCAACACAACCAGCAGCAGCAAUACCGCCAACAACAGCAGCAGCAGCAACACCACCAACAGCAGCAGUAGCAGCAACACCAGCAGCAACACCAGCAGCAACACCAGGAACGACGCACGCAGCAGGGGCAGCACAACCAGCAACAGUAACGCCAGCAGCAGCAGCAGCAGCAGAUGCACCACAUCGAGAAAGAACACUGACAGCAACAGCAACAUUGGCAGCAGCAGCACAUGUAGGAGCAACGGUGGCGGAAACAGCAACAGCACCAGCAGCAGCAGUACCACCAGGAGCCCCACCAACAGUAGCAGCAGCAGCUGUACCACCAGAAGCACCAGCAGCAGCAGCAGUACCACCAGAAGCACCAGCAGCAGCAGCAGAACCACCAGAAGCACCAGCAGCAGCAGUAGCAGCCCCACCCAAAUCCAAGCCAACAGCAGCAGCAGAAACAGAACCUGCAGAAGCAACAACAACAGAUGAAGAAGAAGCAGCACCAGCAACACCGACAGAAGCAACACCACCGGCAGCAGCAGCGCCACCAGCGGCAGCAGCAGCAGCAGCAGCAGCGCCACCAGCAGCAGCAGCAGCAGCAGCAGCGCCACCAGCAGCAGCACAGCCGCAGCAGCGGAGGAGAGGGUAA